Dissoconium aciculare CBS 342.82 is the source of this 1529-nucleotide messenger RNA. Its product is annotated as NAD(P)-binding protein. Gene Ontology annotation, molecular function: oxidoreductase activity. The record is from RefSeq and is a predicted model, not a curated record. The transcript has 4 exons. NCBI's taxonomy places the organism in Eukaryota, Fungi, Ascomycota, Dothideomycetes, Mycosphaerellales, Dissoconiaceae. The coding region runs from base 229 to 1176 and encodes 315 amino acids.
UGCACAUCGUGUUCAUAAAAGAACAAUCGUUCCGACAACCCAGGCAGUGAUGUGCUCGUGUUGCAUGCCUACUAUUUUGCGGUAGGGCGUAGAGAGGCGUAUAUAAACCGCAGUCAAGUAAACAUCUAGGUAGUUCGUCCGUCAUAACUUCUCCUUUAUACAAUAAAAUCCCAACUUCUGUCGCCCCCGUACUAUUGAAACAUAGCAAGACUUGAUACGGCUCCCACAAUGGCAUCGCAAGGUGGAGCUCAGAUCGUUUCUAUACCGCACCUGUCCUUCAACACAGACAAUGCCGUCCAACUCGGCGCCACGUUCGAUGCGACGAAAUUGGCCGGACGCAGCGUAGUCAUCACGGGCGGUGCCAGCGGCAUCGGCGAAGCCAGCGUGCGAGCUUUCGUUACAGCGGGCGCUUUUGUCACAUUUGGCGAUAUCGCCGUUGAGCAAGCCGAGGCCAUCGUCAGCGAGCUCGGAUCCGAAAAGGUUGCGUUCGUCCCCUGCGAUGUGCUCGUCUGGGCCGAGCAGCUUCAGCUGUUCAAGACGGCCAUUGAGAAGUCUCCCAGCAAGUCCAUCGAUGUGGUCUGCGCGAAUGCGGGAAUCGCUGUGACGGAUGAACUUCUCGUCGAUGCAGAAAAGAUCGCGGCGGAUCCGACGGCGGACCCGGUCGAACCGAAGUUGAGUACUCUGAAGGUCAACACCAUUGGUGUGGCUUACACUGCGAAACUCGCGACACAUUAUCUCGUGAAACGACCGGGCGAGGAGGAGAAAGAUCGUGCUUUAAUUAUCACUGCUUCUCUUGCUGGCUAUUUGGAUAUGCCCGCUGCACCUCAAUACAACGCCUCCAAAUGGGGAGUGCGUGGUCUCUUCCGUAGCCUACGGAAUUCGCUUCCAGCCCAUGGUAUUCGGGUUGGCUUGAUCAGUCCUUGGUUCAUCAAGACGCGCAUCGUUCCCGUCGCGGCACAGCAGCAGCUCGAUGCUGUUAAAUAUGAUUGGGCGCUGGUAGAAGACGCAGCCUCUGCCAUCCUUCACAUCGCUGCGGAGCAAUCAGUCAAUGGUCGAUCUCUCACUGUCGUUCCGAGAAGUGUGGAUCCUCGAGGCUACGUUGAUGCCAAUCAGGACAACGUCGUUGCAGGAAACGCCAUGGCGACGUGGAAGGCUAACAUCGGACUUCCUGUAUAGUGCGUCCUAAGUAGGAGACGAUCACAGUUUAUACAGCAAUCGUGGUAGCCUCUCAGGGCAAAUCAAAAGUCUCUCGAAUUUGCGUGGAGUGGCGAUGCGUUGCUCGGGUCUCAUAUAAGGUCUUGGGUUCUUAGCGUGAAAAGAUCUUCACCUGGGAUUGCCGGGUGCAAUGAUAGCCGUCGAUGCUCGAUUCGAGAGGAUUUCAUGUAUUCGUUCCAGGACAUCCGAGGCAGUGAAAGGCUUCAUUAAAACGCUGUCCAUGCCUGCAGCGAGCGCCAUAUCCCUUUGCUCCUGGCGCACAUUGGCUGUAGUAGCGAUGAUGGGUAAAGGCGGUCUACGCAAAUGAAAAAUGC